AUGGAGUUCCUCCUGGGGAACCCGUUCAGCACCCCGGUGGGGCAGUGCCUCGAAAAGGCAACAGAUGGCUCCCUGCAAAGCGAAGACUGGACGUUGAACAUGGAGAUCUGCGACAUUAUCAAUGAGACGGAGGAAGGGCCAAAGGACGCCAUUCGAGCCCUGAAGAAGCGGCUCAACGGGAACCGGAAUUACAGAGAAGUCAUGCUGGCGUUAACAGUGCUGGAGACAUGUGUGAAGAACUGUGGCCACCGCUUCCACAUCCUUGUGGCCAACCGAGAUUUCAUCGACAGCGUCCUGGUCAAAAUCAUCUCUCCCAAGAACAACCCUCCCACCAUUGUCCAGGACAAGGUGCUAGCUCUGAUCCAGGCGUGGGCUGAUGCCUUUCGAAGCAGUCCUGACCUCACCGGCGUUGUGCAUAUAUACGAGGAGCUGAAGAGGAAAGGGGUCGAGUUUCCCAUGGCAGACUUGGACGCUCUGUCUCCCAUACACACACCACAGCGGAGCGUCCCCGAAGUGGAUCCGGCCGCGACCAUGCCCAGGCCCCAGUCGCAGCAGAGGACGAGUGCCAGCUCCUAUUCCUCGCCUCCUCCUGCUCCCUACUCCGCUCCGCAGGCCCCGGCUUUGAGCGUGACUGGCCCCAUCACGGCCAAUUCAGAACAGAUUGCCAGGCUUCGGAGUGAACUGGACGUCGUUCGAGGAAACACAAAAGUCAUGUCUGAGAUGUUAACAGAGAUGGUCCCCGGGCAGGAGGAUUCGUCCGAUCUGGAGUUGCUGCAGGAGCUGAACAGGACCUGCCGGGCCAUGCAGCAGCGCAUCGUGGAACUCAUCUCCCGCGUGUCCAACGAGGAGGUCACCGAGGAGCUGCUGCACGUCAACGAUGACCUCAACAACGUCUUCCUCCGCUACGAGAGGUUCGAACGAUACAGGUCAGGCCGAUCAGUUCAAAAUGCCAGUAACGGAGUACUGAACGAAGUGACUGAAGACAACUUAAUAGACCUGGGGCCGGGGUCUCCAGCUGUGGUGAGCCCAAUGGUGGGGAACACGGCACCCCCAUCUUCUCUCUCCUCCCAGCUUGCAGGCUUGGACUUGGGGACAGAGAGCGUCAGUGGCACCCUCAGUUCACUCCAGCAGUGUAAUCCCCGUGAUGGCUUUGACAUGUUUGCCCAGACGAGAGGGAACUCCUUGGCCGAGCAACGCAAGACGGUAACCUACGAGGACCCCCAGGCUGUUGGAGGACUCGCUUCUGCACUAGAUAGUCGGAAACAGAGCUCCGAAGGGACUUUUCUGUCCUCGGCCCAGAAGAGAGGUAAAGGUGGGGACUCUGACCUGGAGCCCAUAGACAGCUGGCUCAUAACCCAAGGAAUGAUCCCCGUUGCGCAGCCCUCUGUCAUGGACGACAUUGAGGUGUGGCUCAGGACGGACCUGAAGGGCGACGACCUGGAAGAGGGCGUCACAAGUGAAGAAUUCGAUAAAUUCCUCGAAGAAAGAGCCAAAGCUGCUGAAAUGGUUCCCAACCUCCCCUCGCCCCCAGGGGAGGCCCCGGCCCCGGCCCCAGCCUCAAACCCCGCCGGUCGGAAGAAGCCUGAGCGGUCAGAGGAUGCCCUCUUUGCCCUGUGA
Molecule: messenger RNA, 1617 nt
Organism: Puma concolor (puma)
Lineage: Eukaryota; Metazoa; Chordata; Mammalia; Carnivora; Felidae
Source: RefSeq, a predicted model, not a curated record